This is a messenger RNA of Epinephelus fuscoguttatus (brown-marbled grouper), 5530 nucleotides long. RefSeq names its product vasoactive intestinal peptide receptor 1b (gene vipr1b). The record is from RefSeq and is a predicted model, not a curated record. Gene Ontology annotation, molecular function: G protein-coupled peptide receptor activity; peptide hormone binding; vasoactive intestinal polypeptide receptor activity. Lineage: Eukaryota; Metazoa; Chordata; Actinopteri; Perciformes; Serranidae. Gene Ontology annotation, biological process: adenylate cyclase-modulating G protein-coupled receptor signaling pathway; cell surface receptor signaling pathway. Gene Ontology annotation, cellular component: plasma membrane. The transcript has 13 exons. Bases 185 to 1519 code for a protein of 444 amino acids.
AGGAGCGCACAGAGAGAAGCGCAGUCCGAUAGAGCAGCGGUGAGGCUUUAUCUUCCCUCACACAUCUGAACACACCAACACACACACAGCCUCGCUUUUCCACACACACCUUUACAUAUUAUCAGGGGAGGUUUACAGACAUCGAGGAGUCUUUCAUGAGAAAAGUCCACAAACUAAAGACAGAAUGGAUGCUUCACAGCUGCUGUUUCUGCUGCUGCUCUACGGAUACCUGCCAAAAGUGUCAUCGGUGCAGAUGUGCGAUGUGAUGAACGACAUCAGACUGGAGAAAGAGCGCUGUGAGAAUAGCACCUAUGGGAACGUCACUUCAGGUUGCCAAGGCAUGUGGGACAUCAUCGCCUGUUGGCCUUCAGCCAGAGUCGGAGAGGUGGUUACAAUAAGCUGCCCCACUUACUUCAGUUACUUCAGCGACGAGCACAAAGGUAACCUCUCCAAAACCUGCACAGCAGAUGGCUGGACUGAGAUGCAUCCCAUUGACAUCGCAAUGAACUGUGGAUAUAAUCUCAACAGCACCAGCGAUGAUGGCAAGUUUUUCUGGCAAGUGAAGAUUGGCUACACGGUUGGCCACAGUGUUUCCCUCAUAUCUCUGACCACAGCCAUCGUGAUCCUCUGCCUCUUCAGGAAGCUCCACUGCACGAGGAACUACAUCCACAUGCAUCUUUUUGUGUCAUUCAUCCUGAAGGCCAUCGCUGUGUUCAUCAAGGAUGUUGUCCUCUACGAGGUCGGGGAGGUGGACAACUGCUCUUCAGGCUCUGUUGGCUGCAAAGUCGUGAUUGUGUUCUUCCAGUACUGCAUAAUGGCCAGUUUCUUCUGGCUGCUGGUGGAAGGCCUUUAUCUUCAUGCAUUGUUGGCUGUCUCUUUCUUCUCCGAGAGGAAGUAUUUCUGGGCUUACAUUCUGAUCGGCUGGGGAGGUCCAACAAUUUUCAUCACAGCGUGGAGCAUUACUAAAGCCUACUAUAACGAUGUGGGGUGCUGGGAUAUAAUCGAGAACACUGAUGUCUUCUGGUGGAUCAUUAAAACCCCUAUUUUGGCGUCAAUCCUGAUGAACUUUAUUCUAUUCAUCUGCAUCAUACGAAUACUUCGCCAGAAGAUCAACUGCCCAGAUAUUGGAAGAAAUGAAUCCAAUCAGUACUCGAGGCUGGCGAAAUCAACACUGCUUUUGAUUCCUCUGUUUGGAAUCAAUUUUAUCGUGUUUGCAUUCAUCCCAGAGCAAGUGAAGACUGAGCUGCGGCUGGUUUUUGACCUGAUUCUGGGGUCGUUUCAGGGCUUUGUGGUCGCAGUUCUUUACUGCUUCCUCAACGGAGAGGUCCAAGGAGAGAUCAAGAGGAAGUGGCGGAGGUGGCACCUGCAGAGAUACAUGGGCUCCGACACCAAAUACCAACAUCCAUCAAUCGGCAGCAGCAGCAACAACUUCAGCACCCAGAUCACCAUGUUGACGCGAUGCAGCCCGAAAACACGGCGGGCUUCAGCUUCCUGUCACGACGACCUGUCUAGCAUAUGACGCACACAGACAGCGAUACGUGCUGUAAAAAAAAUACUGUGGUGCCAAACAUUAGGCAGACUGUGAGCUCUAGAAUAAAGAAAUACGCACUCCCUCAUUAGCAAAUGCAUUCUUGGAGGAAGUGCUACUUGAGUGUGAUGUGAACGAAGGAAAGUGUUGAGACAGCAGACAAAAAGAUAUAAGAAAAUAGUGUGACGGCUUCUAAGCAGCUUUUAAUCUCCAUGCUUUUUGAAAAAAAUUGGUUGAAGUGACAAAGAUACAAGCGCGUUGCUUUGCAGACACAGCUUUUGCACAUUUAAAUGAGAACUGUUCACUUUUUUUUGUAUUCCAUGAUUCAGUGCACAUGUACAGGUGAAUUUGUGAGUUUUACCAUUACGGAUCGUUUGGUCAGUUGUUAUUAGGCUCCCCGUGUGCUCAGACACGAUGCAAGGCAAAAUGUCACAUAAUAAUGGGGUUAGGUGAGGGAAUCUAAAUGUGAAUGGCACCAGCAGCCCCGCACUAGAUGUAAUUACGCGCUGAUUAAAAAUCACUUAGUGGAUUCCUGCAGUGCCAAAUGAACAAGGCUGGUGCGAAGACACAGCCGUUUGAAGAAAAGGAGCUGACGCUUUCCAACAGGGAAUCACAUUAUUUACAUUGUUACAGUGUGCAGCGACACCACGGGCAAAGAAAACUACCAGAAAUGCAUUAUGGGGGAGUGUUUGAAUGUGAGUGGUGAUAGAAAAAAAAACACAUUUUAAUGCAUUUUUAUGCGACUAAAAAGAACCAAACUGUGUGUAGGAACACAGAAAAAAGUUUUUUCCAUAAAUGCCAAAUGAAUGCAGCUUCAGACCGGGUGACCAGUGUGAUGCUGAUUCACAAUGAUGGGUUUGGAGUAUAAAUGCCCUUCUCUGCACUAUCACUCUCACCAGAGACUGAUUGCCCUUUGCCUUCCCUUGUAUCAGCACAGCCCCUCCUCUUGUGUGAUUCUGAGCCUGUUGUAGGUUUGUUUUCUGUUAUUUGAGGCACUGUGGCAGUUUUGUGCCAAUCACUGACGAGUGGCUGGUUUCAGUGUUUUGAAGUGACACUUUCAGUCGAAUCUUCACCGGCUGCUCUGGAGAGGAAAUGCCUUAAAGCAAUUCAGUCCUUGAAUGUUUACAUUUAUGUGGGAGGUGUCCUUAAACAUCACACAGAAAAACAUGUUGUUGUGCCAUAGCGAUCGUAUUGUGGCUCCGAUAUCAGUAAUGUUAUUGCUGUUUAUUGCAACAUGUGGGAUUUAAAGGAAUAUUUAAACAAGCUUGUUUAUGUAGCAGUCUGUGGCUAAAUGCCAACAGCUAAAUAAAAGGCACUGCAUUACACUUAAAACACUCCUCAGACCUGUACAGAGAAGCUGACUUGGUGCUGCUUCAGUAGAUCCUAAAUUGUCAGAAUCUCUUCCAGAAUCCUCCGUUGGUUUGUCAGGUUUAAGCUGACAUGUCAGUAGAGCCGCUAUGUAAAGCAAAGCAAGGUGACAAGGAUGACUGGUCCUGUCACAGCGAUGCUAUCGUUAAGCUUUUCAGCUUAUGAGGUUGGACUUGAAAGUCACUUGCAUGUUCAUGCAAGAGGGAACAGAGGAAGGUCCGGCUUUGCCUGGAGAAAAAAAAACAUAAGCUCAACCUGCAGCUGAUAUAGGGUCAGACUGCCACAGACCACCAUGUGAAAUUAAAGGGAAAUGUUGCCUUUUAUGUGGAUGUCCAGUUAGUGUUGAUGGUAAAUGUUGUCAACUGAAGCAAUGAAUUCCUCAGUGUGUGCUAUACUAUAUACCGAGAACGCUGAGUUCUGCUGUUUGCAGAGCCAUGGAGACAGUCCCAGUACCAGGAUCCACUGCAAACAAGCUUCUGAUGCCCAUUGCCAUUACUUUGUUAGCCAAAACAGCAUAAAAUGAAACAAUAGUCAGUGGUUGGAUGCCAUCUCGGCCCUGCUAGGCUUAAUUCUCUUUUCCAGCUUAUCUUCAGGAUCCUGAAGACUGUAUUAAACCCAGUUCAGACCAGUGAUUCAUGCAGAGACAAAACUGCUUUAGAAUGUUGCAGAGAAAGGUUGCAGUGGUGUGAACUGGCCGGCUGAUGGUGUCACCUGCAGCUCAGCUGGUCAGAUCGCAUCAUUGACAAAUCACACAUGGACUGUCUCAGGGUCGGUGUUGGCGACAACAUCCAACAAAAACUAUUCACGCUUUAAUUCAUUGUAGCGGAGUGAUUUAGUUUCUGUUGGCAUCAGAGGGCAAUUUGAACAAAGGCACCGCCAGUUGGUGUUUGCUCUCUGCAGCUCAAGUUCUAGAUGGGGCUCCAGCAGCCAGAUCCUCCUGCAGCCACAGCCUCAUUUUUUCAACUAGAUUCUCUGGUUCAAAUAAAUACAGCUGAAUAUCAGUCAGCCAAAACACUUUAAAAUAGAUUCUCAUCCAAAGCCAAUUUUGCUGUUGGAAACAUACUUAGUUUGCAAUACAAGCACAGAGAACAAGGAAGUUCUUUAUUUGAGUGGCGUCAAGAGCACGGCUCCCGGCUAGUCAGAGGAGAAAUCAAAGCUAGAAUAACCUGUAGUUCUUCCCUGCCUCCAAAUGAAGCUCUAGUGAAAGUUAGUCAGGAAGACAAUACUCUUCAUGCUCAGGCUCUAAGUUUCCUCCACUCCUUGCAUGCAUGCUCACUCACUUGAUGCACAAUCAACCAGUUCAUACCUUCUCUGUCAGCCUAUCAUCUCACUGCUCCUCAUUUUAAAUAUGGUUCUUCCUCUGCUGUAAUUCUUUCUCGCUGUAGUAGUCAUCACCACCUAGUUUUUACAGAUUCAUCAGCCUCAAAUGCCUCAGCAGUCAUCAGCCUCAGAGUCAUCAGCCAGCACCUCCACCAGUGUCUUAAGUCCAUGGGGGGAUUUAUCCUGCUGUCGCUCAGAUGUCCCUUGAUCCCAAUAUAUCUCCCUCUGGGGUCCAAGUGCCAAAUAAAAGACUUCUGUUAAAUCUUACGCUCAUAUUCUGUAUUAAAUAUUAUCUAUACUUCAUUCUUCUGUCUCCUGAUUGAACUAUACCCCUGUCACAUCUAAUGAUGGCGAUAGAUGCAGGAAGAACAACAGAUUUUGCUGCUGAGAACUCGUCUUUCUUGGUCAAUAUAGCACGCAUCGAAGAAUUUAUUGCUCCAGUGGACUCCAUUAGCAUCAACACUGACUGGACAUCUACAUAAAAGGUGGUGAACUUUCCCUUUAAAUAACACACGCUAAUGUUGAUGAACAUCAAAGGCCUUCAUAGUGUAUGGGAGGUUUUGUUUGUGAUAAAGACUUAAGGGAGCAGUACAAUGUUUUUGGAAAUAUUCACUUUCUAGUAAACAGAUGAAAAGACUGAUACCACUCUCAGUGGUAUCAGUCUUUUCAUCUGAUUCUUGGCAAGAGAGCACGUCGGCGUAUUUCCCAAAAUGUCAAGCUAUUCCCUUCACGACUCAUUAUACCACAUUGUUUUGUGCCUGUCUUCUGUUGUCAGUAAAGUUCAAUGUAAUUGUGUGAAUUUGUACCUCUCAUAAUGGUGAAUGUAAAUACAUAUGUACAUAUUGAAGUAACAAUCUAAAUAUACAGUGUUUUCAAGUCACGGGUGUAGGUGAAUAUACAGUAAUCUUCUUGUGUUAAGGUGACCUGGCAUGGUGUUUUGUACCAGUGAGACAAUAUUAAGAAGUGAUAUUGAAUCAAGAAUCAUCCAAUUGUGCACUUACAAUAAGUAUUCAGUAUAGAAGCAUGUGUACUAUAGAUUUGUUUAUUUGCAAACUGGAUAUUGUGUUGUGUAUAUUUAAGAUUUGUUUGUGUGUAACACUGCUGCAUAAAAUUGUGAAGCUACAAAUGUACUGUCAGUAUUUAUUAUCGUAAGUUUUUAUUUCUGCUCACAUAAGACCACUUCUUUUGUCUAUUAAUAUUAUUAUUACUGUUACUAUGAUCAUGGUUAAUUUUGUUAUACAGUGCAUGUAAAGACUUGUGUUGGCAGGAAAUUUAACUCACCAUAAAAUUUUCACAUUGUUCCACUCAAACUGU